This is a messenger RNA of Bactrocera dorsalis (oriental fruit fly), 2608 nucleotides long. RefSeq names its product cAMP-dependent protein kinase type II regulatory subunit. Lineage: Eukaryota; Metazoa; Arthropoda; Insecta; Diptera; Tephritidae. Gene Ontology annotation, cellular component: cAMP-dependent protein kinase complex. Gene Ontology annotation, molecular function: cAMP-dependent protein kinase regulator activity. The record is from RefSeq and is a predicted model, not a curated record. Gene Ontology annotation, biological process: regulation of protein phosphorylation.
AGCCAGUUCGCCGUUUUACCACACGCCGCAAAUCCGUAUUUGCCGAAGCCUAUGAUCCAGAAAACGACGCCGACGAUGACGAGGCCGAACGCAAGGUCUAUCCCAAAUCGGAUGAGCAGCGUGCACGUCUAACCGAUUCGGUGAAGAAUGUACUGUUGUUCCGUUCGUUGGACGAUGAGCAGAUGAAUCAAGUAUUGGACGCCAUGUUCGAGAAGCGAGUGCAGCCGGACGAGUUCAUCAUUCGCCAGGGCGAUGACGGCGAUAAUUUCUAUGUUAUUGAGUCUGGAGUUUACAAAGUAAUUUGUAAUGGUGAUCAUAUUUUCACCUACGACAAUACUGGAAUAUUCGGUGAAUUGGCAUUGCUCUACAACGUACCAAGAGCCGCCUCCAUACAGGCUGUCACAGAGGGCCUACUCUGGGCCAUGGACCGUCAAACGUUCCGCCGCAUUCUAUUGAAGUCCGCUUUCAAAAAGCGAAAAAUGUACGAGACGCUAUUGGACAGUGUACCAAUGUUGAAAGCGUUGAAGUCCUAUGAGCGCAUGAAUUUGGCCGAUGCAUUGGUUUCCAAGCACUUCUCCAGUAAUGAGAGAAUCAUCAAACAAGGUGACGUCGCUGAUGGCAUGUACUUCAUAGAGGAUGGCAAUGUUUCGGUGAAAAUGGAUCAAGACGGCAAGGAGAUAGAGAUUUCGCGCCUAGGUAAAGGUCAAUAUUUCGGCGAGUUGGCUUUGGUUACACACCGACCACGCGCUGCUUCCGUCUAUGCCGAUGGAGAUGUCAAAGUUGCAUUCUUGGAGGUGCGAGCAUUCGAGCGCUUGCUGGGCCCGUGCAUGGAGAUCAUGAAGCGCAACAUUGACGACUACGAGACGCAGCUUAUCAAAAUCUUUGGCACCAAAAACAACAUUAGCGAUACACGAUAAAAAGUCUGAGUUCCAAGCAAACACACACACAACUAAGAAUACACACACGCACACACACACUGACCGCCACGAGCGCUCACGUGCGAAGUUCACAUACACAACAACAACUACAAGAACUACAACUACAACAAUGUCACUCUAAAAGCGGUGGCAAUAUAAAUCUACUAAUAAUAUCAUUAAUAAUUUAAUUAAAAACCAACUGAAGCUGCAGCAGACGCCAUUAGUACGUGUAGUUAGGAAUACAGCAACAGCAGCGGCAGCAUCAGCAACAACAGUAACAACAUUAAGAGCAGCGCACUCAAAUACAAUAGUCAAUCAUGUUAAAAGUCAAAGAAGGGGAGAACCAAUCACUAAAGUAACAACAGAAACAGAAACAGAAUUUACAAAUGCAUCAAGUGUAACAGCAACAACAACUAAAACAGCAUAGCAUAAUACUAGACCAAAACAAGUCCAUGUUUAUUCACAAAACAUAUUGAAUUGUAAGCACAAGAAAUAAGUUUGAAGCAAAAAAGUACUUAUGCAUAUGUAUGUGUAUACUAGUAAAGUAAGCCUAUGUAUGUUUGUAUGUAUGUAUGUACUGUUAUAUAUUAUUAUCAGUGAAAACAUCUGCGGCGAGCGCCACACAAGCUAAUACAUCCCUGCAAAGAGCCUCAGCUAGUCAGAAAAGGCAGAGACUCCCGUCCGGAGUCGAAGUAGACAGAAAACGUCAGACUUCUUCCAAUCGCGGAAGGAGUUUCAGAUAGAUUUCUCGGAACUGACAUAAGGCUAGUAUGUUUCCGACAUCUGAGAAGCGGAAGCCCAUAGGACAACAGCAUUUCGCGCCGGGAUGCACGCGCUCGCCGCCCACAUACAAACACACACACAUAUGCAUGCGUAUCCACUCAUAUAAUACAUACAUACAUACAUACAAGCAUAUCUGGUAAAGUAAGUAAAGUGUAUCUUGUAAUUUAUUUUUACUUGUUGUUUUUAUAGUUUGUAAAAUGGGAAGUAGUGGUGGGUGUGAGCCAGGCGCUUGAGAACUUUUCUUUUGCUUACAAACAUACAUAUACACACUGCUUUUCUGCCAUUCUCAAGCAAAAGCUUUGGAAAACAAAAACAACAAAUAUAAGUAAAAACAGUUAAUUUAAAUGCUUAAACGCUGCUCUCGCAACCAGAGCAAAAAGAAGAAGAAGAAUAAGAAGUAAGCGAACACACGAUGUCUCAGCAUAGUGAGCCGUCGAGGCGAAUAUAAACCUUAAAAAGUAAAUAGUUAAAAGCAACAAAAAGUAAAAACAAAACAAAACAAAACAAAACCAAACAUAAACAUAUUUAUUAGUGUAAUUAAAAGUUUCAGCGAUGCAGGCCAUUACGAGAUUGUUAAUGAGAGAACUAGAGAACUAGAGGCGGGAGAAAGCAAAAUACAAUAUGAAAGAUAGAAACAUUAGAGUGCGAACACUUCAAAGGUGGUAGUUCAUUUGAAAUGGACCGAGGUCCUCUAGGUUUUGCGAAGAUAAACACACACACACACACACAUACAUACAUGAAACAUAUUUGUUAUAAAUAAAAUAAUUUGUAUUAUUUAUUUUUAAUUGCAAAGCAUAUUAUGUACAUCUGGUUUAUAGCAGAGCCAUUAAACAAUUAAUAUGAUCUUAACAAAGAAGUUGUAAGCGACGUAAGUAAAAUAUAAAUAAAAACAAGAAUAUUAAAAAUAA